This is a messenger RNA of Mytilus californianus (California mussel), 8753 nucleotides long. RefSeq lists its product as uncharacterized. The transcript is spliced from 11 exons. The coding region runs from base 43 to 3168 and encodes 1041 amino acids. The record is from RefSeq and is a predicted model, not a curated record. Lineage: Eukaryota; Metazoa; Mollusca; Bivalvia; Mytilida; Mytilidae.
GGAAGGAAUAUAAACAUAAAAGACAUAUAAAUAUAGAAAACAAUGAAAGCUGCAUAUAGGAAGGAAAACAUGUCAUCUACAUCAAAAAGUCAUAUCCCCAGACCACAGCUAUCAGGGAAGAAAAUGAAGGCCAGACCAGCACCAGACUUCAGCAAGUUACACAAGAAAUGGGAGGAACAACUACAGAAUGGAUUGAGUUGCAAGAAAAAACCAACAACAAUUGUAAAGCCAUUUGAUGUCACUAAACCAGGAACAAAGUUCACAGUUCAGAAUAAAGUCACUGUCCUGAAUGAUGCUGAUGACUUUGAAUUGGACUUUGAAGCAGACCAGAAAGCCUUAGACACCAUUCUCCACAACAAAGGUCUAAGUGAGAGAAAGGUUGCUGGCAGAACUACUUUGGAUGUGAUGUCCAUGAGUACUGGAAAGAUAAAGAAGAAGAGUUGUACCAAUCUAGGGAAAAGACGUAUCCUAGGGGAGUUACCAUGUGAUCCAGAUCAGCUGAGUGAUGACGAUAGAGUAGUUAGUGCUAAGAAGGCAUUAGAGUUUGAUGCAGAGAAGAAAAACAUCACAGACUUUGAAGAAGAUCCAGAUGCCUUGAUCAGUAUACUGAAUGAUGAAGGAAUCACAGUAGCAUCCUCUACAGAUGACAGACAGACAUUUGCUGGAUCAGUGAUUAGAUCGUCUUUACUGCAACAUCCUAUACCAGCAAGACAGUCUUGUAUGUCAGCCGUCACUAAGACAACGUAUUCCAAGACGGAUACUGAGGCACUGAUUCAGUCUGUCAGAGACAAGCAAAGAUCAGAUUGCAAACAACCAAACAGCAAGUCACCAUUCAAGACAAAUACUUCAGUGGUAACAGAUUCACCAUUCGGACAGAGAGUGAUGAGACCAGGAAGGAAUUCUAUUUAUGGAAAUUAUCAUAUAUAUCCUAUGUCCAGCCCUGCUGUUACUAGACAUAGAAAUCUGUUAUCACAACAUUCCUCCCCAAGUAAUGUGUCAGAUCAUGUUCAGAAAAAUUUGAAGAAGGAGCUUCAUAGGGAAAUGCACAAGUCUGUGAAGUGGUCAGAUGUUCUAGAAAGUUGUACAUAUUACAGUCCAUGUGCUGUUCCAAAGAUUAAAGAGAAAAAGACACUUUUCUCCACUAUAGAUGAAAUUGACAAUGACAUUGACAGUUGUAAGGAAAAUAUUGAACCCUCACAGCAGCACGAAAUUGACAAAAGUGAAAUCAACAAUAGCAGUGAUGUAACUUACACAUCUGAUGGACAGAAGAGAGAUGAUUCAUCGUUUGUCGCCACAGCCUCGCAGAAUUCUGCUACUGCUGUAGUAUGCUCCAUGACUCAUAGUAAACUAUUGGAGCCAAGACAACAACCUUUGCUAAACUAUAACACUACAGAUACAACACCAUGCAAAGUCCUGUCCAAUACCAGCAGUCAUCAAAAUGUCCAGGUUGGUACUUCUGGCAAGUCUACGUUAGCGGCCCGGAGAAUUCCUAUUACUGCUGCUAAGCAUGACUCGGAUAUUCCAAACUGUGUUAGUGUUACAGCAUCAGAGAAAUAUAGGACAUUUUGCAAAAAUAUCGAAAAGCCGUUUCAUCAGUCAGGAAUUUCAUCAUUACCCAAACAGGGAGGAACAGAAGAUGGCACUACAUUUAACCUUUCACUACCGCAUUCUAACCUCAGAAGUGUAAAGGUGCCAUUUGAUGAUGCCGUAAACCACAAUUGUGAUGACUUAGAAUUACAGGUAAAAAGUGAAACUCUUUUGUCAAAGGAAGCUUAUCCACAAGAAAUGGCGAUGCACACAGAGGAAAAGGAGGAAAGUGACGAUUCAGAUAAUGUAGGAAGGGACCCUCAUUCUCAGACUGGACCACAAAAUGCAAGAUCUGACAAUGAAAGUGUUGAUAAUUUUGUUGGUCGUGUGAAAAAGAGUCGUAAACGUCAAAGUAUUGUGGAGUUAAAUGAAAGUAUUGUUGAAUCUCAGGUGCACAUGCAUAAACUACAAGCGGAAACAGAAAAACUGCAGGAUGUCAAAGAGGUCGAAGGUUCACAGACAAAUUUAAACAUUCUACAGCAACUACAACUUAUUGCUGAGCAACAGGAACAGUUACAGUUUCUUCAGAAACAGCUUCAGGAAGAACUACAACAACAACAGACUUCCACUUCAUUGUCACAUGACAGGACAUCAGCCAUUGAAAGCAAUAAUAACUUUGCCACUAAUAUGGACAUUGGUGUGACGAGGAGUAGUGAUAACUUUAGGGUGUCCUGUACACAGAAUAUUUUAAACAAUAAUGUGAUAUUAGUUAAAGAUAAUCAGACCAUUGUAUCUCAACCAUUGUCCAUCUUUGCAUCUUCAUCAGCAGCAUUUAGUCAGACAUUGUCACCAAGUAGAACAUGGAGUCCUUGUAAAGAUUUGACCUUGACUCCUAGCAAAAGACAGCCAAGGGUUGCUAUAGAUACACAAUUUGACAUUACACCUUAUGUAACAAAAACUAUUUCACAGAGGGAUGAAAAAUUAAUCAAACACCCAACUCCUGUGAAAACAGAAUUUAGUUAUGUUAAUGUAUCCUCUACUUCUUCUGUGCCACCAUUAUGGACACCCUUAGCUUUGAGUGAAGCUUCACAAGACCAACAGAACAUAAACUUGACCCCUAAAAUCUGUGAUAAUGACAUAAAAACAUGCACUUCUCAGGUAGCCGCAAUUGACCUCUCAGUAAAACGGCCAAAGGAAGAUGAUCAUUCUGCAGCAUUUUCACCAUCUAUUUCCGCAGGUGCUGGACCAGUCUCUCCACAGCCAAAACCUACACCUAUAUCAGCAUUCACAAGGGUCUGUAGUCCUAAUUUAAAUGAUAAUCAAAACGUGGGCUCACUGUCUCUCAGAGCGAAUACACUCAUGUCACCUGUGGAUUUAUCAUCUAGAAAGAAAAGGUUGUCUAUGAGGAGAAAUAUCAUUGCUGUUUCAAGUGAGAGAUACCAAGAAGCCUUGCUUGAUGAUGAAUGUGCCCUGUAUUCCUGUAGACUACAGACCCCUGGUUUUACAGGACGUAGUUAUGUUAAUCCAGUAGCGACAGUGUUACAAGAGGGUGAUGAAAUGCAUUUUAUACCUAUCCGAGAAGACAGUCCUGUUCGUCAUUACAUACGGGAAGGUUCAGCAUUCAGUUGUUAUUCCCCUUAGAGAUGAGAUGUGGACCAACACUGAACUAAUACAGUUAGUGGUAAACUGAAUCAAAAGACAUGUACCCUUCAUUUAUAAUGUAUUUGGUUGUUAUUUAUAUAAUUUUCCACAAUGAGUUUGAGUUUUUAAUGAUUUUGUGUACUGGCCAUCUGUUAACAAGUGGUCAACUUGUAAAGAUAAAUGGUGUUGAGGAAUAUUUAAGAACCACAUAACAAAUGUGAAUAUAUCUUGUAGAUAUUUAAAGAUUAUGAGUGAAGUUAAAGGGUUUACUGGAUGUAUGUCCUUUCUAACCUACACAACAAAUUUAGCUUUAUCAAAUAUUUCAUUUCCAUUUUAGAGUUGUUCAGUUCUAUUCAAUUCUUGAUAAGACAAAAUGUCAUAUUUUUCUUACCUGCCUACCUGGUAUUCAAAAAUUGGAUAGGAAAAGGACAAGCCAAUUGGAUUUAAAUUUUGGUCUAACUAACACUUAUGAGUUUUUUAGCCUGCCAGAAUAUCAGUCUGAAAAAAUAUUGAUAAUAUUGAGUUAUUUUAUGGAAUUACAUUGUACUUUUUUCAUCAUUUAAUCUUCAUAAUGUAAAAAUUCCUAUCAUUUUAUAAUAGCAGCAUCUUAUCCAUAUAUGCAAGUAUAUAAUUAGCACUUAUAUUAAAAGUUUAAAGGUCAGUGUGGAUUCUUCUCAUCAGGAUGACUGUGUACAAUGUCAAAACAAAAUGUUUAUGUAUGUUUAUUGUGGAAUAAUUUAACUAUUCCUAUAAAACAUAUUUCAUAUGUAUGUAUUGCUUAAAUUUUUCAAAUCAUCAACCAUUCAUUUUGAUUGUACCAUUUGUGGUAACAUCUGUUUAAAUAUAUUUAUAUAUACCAAGGCAUUUGUGGAAUUUUUUUAUGGGUAGAUUGAGUCUGGAUUGACUGUGCAGUGUUUUUGGUGACAUUAUUUCCACAUUGCAUGGUAUAUACCACCAAAGCAAUACAUAUUACCAAGAUGUGGCGAACAUCAAAAAUAAUACAUGUAAUUCAUUUAAAAUGUGUAGUAGCCUGAUUUUGAAAUGAGUUAUCUCCCAUUGACCAUGUAUACAUUAAUAUGUAUAUAUAUAUGUAAAUAUUUGUGCAUGAAAGAUAUUCUAUAAUUUUAUUUAAAUUGAAAUAUUUCUUUUUCUUGAUCAGUCGGUGACUAUGUGUGUUUUGUUCUCAGAUUAAUGUAUCACAAAUUUAUUUUUUUAUUUUUCAAAAAUUGAAAUUCCAAAGGGUUGUUAUGAUUUGAUGAUAAACUGAAAAGGUAUUUAUUUUCCUCUGUUGUGUACAUGUGUAUGUGUUAGUUAUGUGUAUAUAGAAUUUAUAUCUAGUUUUUUCAUUUUGUUUUUUAUUGACCCAUGUAAAACUUUCCCAACUGUGUUUAAUAAUUUGAUUUUUUUUAUCUGGUGCUAAAUUUUAGUUAUAUUGUGUGUGGACGAUAUAUGAUUACUGAACCUUUCAGAAGAAGUAGAUUUCUGAUUCCUUGUCAUUGAGGAAGUAAUUAGUAGGAAUUUUCUCCAUCAACCUUCUUUCUUAGAGGAAAUGUGGUCCUUUGAAAUAUUUUGACCUUUUGAGCCUUUUAUUGAUGAAAAAUGAAAAAAGUAUACAAAUUUUUCAUAGUUAUGGUAUAAUGUUUUGUGUCCAAAUUUUAUCAUAAAAACAAGGCUGACUUAACAAAUAGAGCCAUUGGUUAUAUAUUUUCAAAGCAUGUCUAGUUAGAACUUUGGUGAGAAAAAUAUUAUUCUUGAAACGUUUUGAAAGAAAUUUGCUCGCUGUAAAUUUGAGGAGAAAUAAUGUUUCACUUACUUCACAGAAAUAUUUACUUGAAUGCCCUCAAAUUGGGACAGCAAAAUGGUUCAUUGUCACUAAACAAAGUAAAUAAUGUAGAAUUUGGGUUCAUCCUCAUCAUUAUUUUCGAUAAUUUUCAAUUCUGUCUUAGUCAGAUAAUUUGGUAUUAUAUCUAUUUAAAAAAGACAGUAGGGAAUUUUUGGCUGUAAUGGUUUUUCUCAAGAUUCUGGUGUAUCACUUGCAACACAUGUAGCUAUUUAUAUUUUCAUUAGCUGGUCACCUGUUUUCAUUGUUAAGACAGUCAAAUGGCAAUUACUUGUGGUCUUAAAAUUUGUACCAGUUUUGUCCACAUGGUCAUAUUUAAAUAAACAAAAGCCACUGGAUGUUAAGCAAGCAACAAUCAGUUAAAUAUAGAAAACAAGCUUGGUGUAGCAACUAAAUCCACAAGAUAUGCUUGUGUUGUAAGAUAGCACUAUCAAAUUUAAGUGGCAAUCAUAAGAGAGAUACCAACAUUACAAAAUUGUUUUGAUAGGAAAAUCAUAUUUACAGAUCAAAUGCCUUAUUCAAACUGUUUAAAGAUAGUUGUGUUUUAGCCAAAAUGUAUAUUCACUCAUUUUAAUAUUGUGUGAAAGGGUAUAGAAUAACUGUGAUACUGUUAAUAUUCAUGACCAAACUGUAUUCACAGUUAUUUCCCUUGUUUUUGUUACUUCCCUUUGUAGUUGCAAGGUAUAUUUUAGGGUUUAUCUAUAAAAUGUUCACAACCUGUCUUAACAAAGCACUUGUGAAAUUUUUGUUUUUUCUGGGGUAGGAAAGCACCAUAAAUCCAUAUAUUUUUUGUCUCCUUGAAUUCAAAAAUAGAAAAUAUAUUUUUUGGUACAAUGUCAAAAUCCAAAAACAAAGAUGGGUACAUUUAUAACAGGACAAAAAAAAAGAAUUUAUAUACCUUGCAAUUGGAUAGGGGUAAACAUUGAUACUUGUAAAUAUUUGUACUAUUGUUAUUCAGGGUCUUGGUUGCAGUACAUUAAGUGUACUAUAGAUAACCACUCAGAAAUGUUGUUUAUUCAUAUGAAGCAAUAUUUUUUUUUUAUUAGCUUUUUCCUAAUAAUAGAUAUGGGAAGGAACAUUAACAUCUGCAGAUUUAAAAUAAAGCUGCAAGUGGCAAAUAAACUUUAUUAUCUCAUCAGACUGUUAGCCAAGCAGAUGCAAAUUUUGUUAAGAUAGAGCUGCCAGCCCUUUAACAAUAAAAUCAGAAUAAUUGCACUAAGCAUUAGUUUAGCAUGUUCACCAUCAAUAUUCUCUGUGUGUGAGUCAUCAGGUAUUGAUCAGAGUGACAUAAGAGCUAAUACUAGGAUAAAACUGUUACAAGGCCAGUCAAAGUCAGUUCCUUGUUUCAGUUAAGCAUCUUCUUCAAUUUUCAGCUCACUUUCCAAAGCAUCUACUAAGCUUGCAUCCAUCACUUUGUGUCUAUCGUCUGUUAUUUCAAUUUGGUCUAAAAACUUUUUUGUAUAUGAUUAUUUACUCCCCUCAUGACAAGUCUAUACUAAUGUAUGUCUAAUGACUUGGUCAAAGUUGGGGUUUUUGGUGUCAAUGAAAAAUCAAAGAUGGCCAUAAGGGUAAGAAACUGCAUUAGAAAUCCAGGAAAUUAUCUUUUAAGUACAAUUUUACAGUUGAUUAAAUUUCUUAAUUAACUCAUGUUUCCUUUAAAAAUUGAAAACAGUGAUGGCAGCUAGUGCGGGUCAUACUUUAAACAAACACUGGAAAAAUAUUUGCAAAACAUUAAUCAUAGGGUAUCAGUUAAAAAAAGUAGGUUAUAAAAAUUAAUCAUUUUAGAGAAUUAGAAUUUUUUUUUAAAGAUUUACAUUAAGGUGAAGGUUAUUUUGAGCCAGAGUUUGUCAUGUCAUACUAUAUAUUCUUUUUGCUUAUUGUGUAGAUGAUUGACCAUUAGGUAUAAAUCAUUACUGCAUGUAAUUGAAAUUCAUUGAUACCUUUGAAAUCAAUCUGCCAUAAUAGAAUUUACUUUGAGUAGAUGCCCCAUCCCCUGCAUAGUCCAAAUACUUUGAUUUCUACUAUAUCACUAAUAUUUCAUGUUCUAUUAUUGUUUAUACUUAUAAGGACAGUUUUUCCUUCUACAAGAUAUUUCCAAAUUACAAAGAAAUUCAGAAAUUACAUUGAGUGUAAAAGGCUUUCAAGCCAAUCAAUGUAAUAACUAGAAGAUAAAGGGCAAUGAGAUUUGGUGAAAAUAACAAACUCAGACUUUUAUAUGGUUUCCAUUAGCUGACAGUGCAUUCUAGGAAGUGUUAGAGCAUCAGUGCACACCUUUAACAAACUACUACUAUAGUUUGACAAUAGAUUAGCCAUUUAUCCAUCAAUUACAUAGCAAAAGAAUUAUGUAAGAUUUUUGUAAAGUUCAUAUUUGUGUUAAAUUAAUUACCUAAUCAACUUUCAGGAAAGUUUUGUUUUAUUUUUUUCCACAAAUUAGUCCUUUAUAAAACUGUAUUAUUUUUAUUUCAUUCAAGAAAGUUGUCUUCACUAUAUAUUGUUACAAUUUGUUUCAUUUUUAUGCUUUAAUCAUGUGUUGUAACAAUGUUUUAUUUCUCAGUUUUCCAAUGAUCUCAGACCAUUUAUGUAGUAUAAUGGUUACUUUGACAACAUCUCCCUACAUUCCAACAAUAAAACUCUUUUUUUUUAAGGAAUGCCACAAAGAGGUACAAGUUCAAAAUAGCUAUCAAAAUAAUAUUUAAUUAAAAAAAAAACUCUUUUUACACAUUUCUGAACAUCAGAAAUGCAACAUCUAGAUGACUAUUUCGUAAGUCUUUAGACUUUUUGGACAACAGAAUAUUAGAAUUUCUUCAAAUCAAAUUAUUAUAGUUCUGUAUUGUAAGAUAUAUUGUCUUCAAUUUUGUGUAUCACACCUAAUUUUGGUGGUGUCUUAAGAAAUCCCAUGGUUUCAAUUUAAAAAAACUUUUUUUUUUCUUCUGUCUCUUCUAUCAUUCCUUAUAUAGAGAAAUUAAAGAAAAAUGCCAAAAUUUCUACAUAUAAUUUGUAGUCCAGCUCUAGCUGAAACAAUUGAGGACAUUAUAUUAAAUAAAUUUAGAUGAUGAAUGAUAAAAAAAUUCUUUCUCUUCUGUUUCUUCUUCAAUCCAUCUUGUUUUUUCUUGAAAUCUUUCUUCUUUCUUUCUGAUCUUUACCACUUUCUUUCUUAACCCCUCACAUUUAGUUAUGAAUGUCUUUAAAUCAAAACCAAAGCAUUUCUUUAACAACAGACUUGAAAUUCAUUUUUAUACGACCGCAAACAUUUUUUGGGAUCGUAUAAUGGUAUGAUGUCAUCGUCGUCGUCCGAAGACACAUUGGUUUCCGGACAAUAACUUUAGUUUAAGUGAAUGGAUCUCUAUGAAAUUUUUUAAGAAGGUUCAAUACCACAAAAGAAAGGUUGGAAUUGAUUUUGGGGAUGAUGGUCGCAACCGUUUAGGAAUUGGGGGCCCAAAAGGGGCCCAAAACAAGCAUUUUUCUAGUUUCAGGAUAAUAAUUUGUGUAUAAGUAUUUCGAUUGCUCUGAAAUUGUACGACAAUGUUAUAUACCACAAGUAGAAGGUUGGGAUUUAUUUUAGGUGUUAUGGGGCCAACAGUUUAGGAAUUAAGGUCCAAAAACAAGCAUGUUUCUAGUUUCCAGACAAUAACUUGUGUUUAAGUGUAUAGAUCUCUCUGAAAUUGUACUACAAGGUUCCAAACUACGAAGGAAAGGCUGAGUUCAAGUUUUGGGGUUAUUGCUCCAAGGGGGGUUUCAAAAAGUU